AUGACCAUCAGAGUGUGGGCUGGAUUUGUUGGACCAACUCCCAAUGAUACAGAAAUAACCAUUUCAAUUCCAAGAAUUGACAUUGGUAUAGAUGUGGCAAACACUGAAACUCAAAUAAGAGCAUUGGCUUCAAACUCAUCGAAAUGA
Heterostelium album PN500 is the source of this 147-nucleotide messenger RNA. RefSeq lists its product as uncharacterized. The transcript has a single exon. NCBI's taxonomy places the organism in Eukaryota, Evosea, Eumycetozoa, Acytosteliales, Acytosteliaceae. The record is from RefSeq and is a predicted model, not a curated record. The coding region runs from base 1 to 147 and encodes 48 amino acids.